This is a messenger RNA of Plenodomus lingam JN3, 294 nucleotides long. RefSeq lists its product as uncharacterized. NCBI's taxonomy places the organism in Eukaryota, Fungi, Ascomycota, Dothideomycetes, Pleosporales, Leptosphaeriaceae. The record is from RefSeq and is a predicted model, not a curated record.
AUGCUGCACGUACGCACAAGCAUAACCUCGCUCUCCUCGCGGUUGUCUGGCGAAAAGCCACUCCCCAAGCCGCUCUACUACACCAAGAUGAACCCGGAGGAGCAAAUCCUCCACAACAUCAUCGGCGAAGAAAAGUUCGAGUACUCUCGUGAUAGCAAGGGCAGGAUACACAAGCACCACAUGUCCUAUACCGAGCGCCAGCACAAACAGCGCUUGUUCUACGAGUCGCGUGUCGGCCACGCCAUUGUGGGCGAUGAAUGGAUGAGGAUGAAGUUGCCUUGUCGGGGCAAUUAG